AUGUCACAGCGAACUCCUUCAGCCGAACCUCGCGAGGCAUUUCUUGCUCUUGAGGCAGUGGAAGGUCUGCUGGAAAGUCACGCGGCAGAGUCGGACGAUGAAGAGAUUCCGCCUCUACGCUUUGAUCGUCAUCCAGCUUCAUCCUCUACUCUAGCAGCGAAGAGCUCUCAACGCUUCGGAUCUGGCGCUUCGUCGCCGCAAGAUGCGCUCAACAACUUGGGACGCAGUCCCUCGCCUCUGAGAGAUGGUGCGAGAAGUAGCAUACAUCCCAUCACGGAUCCGAGGGUAUCGGCAUUUGGAUUUGCUGUCACAGACGCGACCACUGCUCAGGGACCUGUCAACCAUGACAGAGCGCCCAUCCGCAUAGAGCUGGAUGAUGAGUAUGCAUUCGAUGUGGACGCCGAUCUGGCUAUGGCGGAGGGAGAGCAGCAUGGCGAAGCGCAGCUGCCAGAUGAGCAGGAGCAGGAGCAGCCCCCUAUGGAUUUGGACGAGCAAGAAGCCGACGAUGACGAUGCAGGCUCGGACAUUGGCGAACAUCUCGCUAACCUGAGACGUGCUGCUGCCCAACUACGUGACGCGAUGGUCGGGGAAGAUGGAGAUGGGGAGGCGGAUGAAGAGCAACAAAGUCCCGUCAAUGCACAGUAUCCAGCUGUAGCAGGUCCAUCAGUCGCCCAAAAUGGCGGCGAGCCGAGCGACGUUGGCGAGCGCCUUGCUUUGCAUGGAGUCGGCCGUAGAGCGCCAGCAGCUCAGUCUUCGAGCGAGAGAGAGGUGGAAGCCCGAGCUGUGGCGACCACGUCGACACCUGGGGCGCAAUUCGAUGCCCUCAUCGGCAUGGACGGCAUUCCAAAGUACAUCCCUGCAGGCACAUUCGGCGCGACUGCCAUGAACGGGGAGAGCAUCAGAUUUGAGCGACGCAGACGCAUGCGAGGAUGGAAAGUGAGUAAUGCUUACACUUUCAAAGCGGUCGCAACCGAUUCGCUGAUAAACUUCGAGAGAUUCUUCUCGUUCACAUUGGCGGGUCUAGUCCGCACCGCCGCACUUUGGAAAGGGUAGCACAGGUCUCCUAUCCGAACCAGCUUACAGACUGAUACAGAAGGCGGAAAUGGCAGCUGCGGAAGCCGUCGUGCAGAAUGACGAGCGCUUGGCCGCGAGAAGAGCCAAGCUAGCCGCAGCUCAAGCAAAAAGGAGCGCCAAUGCGAUCGAGCAAGGUGGCGUGUGGGUGGAAAAGUAUCGACCCAAACGCUACACCGAAUUGCUCGGCGAUGAUCGCACCCAUCGCGACGUCAUGUCUUGGCUCAAAUCCUGGGAUGCUUGCGUCUACAAACGCAAAGCCAAGAAGCGCGUGCGUGAUGAGAUUCAUAAUGGUGCGAGCAGCUCUGGAUCAGGGUACUACGCUCGAAGAACCGAAGCGUACAGCGAUGCGUGGAACAGACCUGAGCAGCGCAUCUUGUUGCUCUCUGGUCCACCUGGACUCGGCAAGACUACGCUAGCCCACGUUAUUGCCAACUCUUGCGGCUAUGCGGUGCACGAGCUGAACGCUAGCGAUGCUCGAAAUUCCGCUGCGAUCGAGGAUAGGGUCAAGGUGGCUCUCGAAAGUGGCGCGGCGCUCGGAGAUCAUAGACCUACUUGUGUGGUGAUCGAUGAGAUUGAUGGAGCUACGGGAGGCAGCGGAGAAGGGCCUAGCUUUAUAAAGAGUCUAGUAAAAUUGGUAGAGGUUGGAAAUGCUAUCGGUGCUGCGAACAAAGGCAGGGGCAAAAAGAAGAAGCAACAAAGACCUUUGCUGAGGCCUAUCAUUUGCAUCUGCAACGACUUGUGAGUGGGUGACCCUGAUGCACCAGACCAUCGAGUGCUGACUUGACGUGCUUCGCUCCCGUGAUCAUCAGGUAUGCGCCCGCCUUGAGGCCUUUGCGACCACUCGCGAGACUCGUCCGGGUCGGCAAACCAGCAGCGAACCACCUUGUGGCGAGGCUGAGGACAGUGUGCGAAGCAGAAGGUCUAUCGACAGAUACGAGGGCGCUCAACCUUCUGGUCGAACUCACCGACUGCGAUGUGCGCUCCUGCUUGAAUGCAUUGCAGCUGGCAAAGGCCAAAGGCAACACGCUCGAGGCUUCGCAGGUUAGGGACAAGGAAGGCAAUGGACUAGCAGUCAAGGAUGGCGGUAGUUCUACCGCCAAAGUCUUCGAACUGCUUUUCCGCACGCCUACGCCCAAGGAACGAGCUAGAGGGAUCGAAGCUAAGGACGGGCACGAAACGAUGAGCCGCAUCGUGGAUGAGGUGACUUCCUGCGGAGAGCAAGAAAGACUGCUUCAUGGGUGUUUUGAACAUUAUCCGACACUGAGAUUGGUCGAUGACGGCUUUCUGCGGUUCAAAAAGAUACACGACUGGAUGGCUUGGAAUGAAGCCGUGCAUGCAAAAGGUUGGGAAUUGGCCACGCAUGAAUUGGCGGGCUACCUGCCAUGGGCUUUUGCUCCCUGGCACUUUUUGUUUGCCAACACUGCGAAUGAGUUGCCGGGAUUUGCAAAGGUCGAUUACCAGGUAGGUCGGGCUCGGAGAGCGCUUGUUUGCAUCACCCCGUUGCGCUUCUGACUCGAGAUUCCUACUUUCCGUCUCAGAAUCACCUCAAGCGCACGGCGUUCAAUGAGAUCGCGGCCGAGCUCUACACGUCUUUGCCACCUGGUCUCAGGAUCAUGUUUGGCAAAGAGGCAGUCGUCACAGAACUCGGACCGUCUUUGAUGCGCAUGCUUAGUCCCGACUUACGUCCAGUGAGUUCGAUUCUCGCUUUGUACUACCCAAUCGGUGCCAGAAGUUGACACCUUCUGAAUCUGCCGCACAGAUCAAUGCGCAGAUUACUCGACCCGGAGAGAAGGAGACCUUAGCUGCUGUCGUUCAGAUCCUCAUAUCGCUAGGCUUGUCUUUGCAACAGGACAGGACGGAAGAGGGUCAACUGAUCAUGCGCCUCGAACCGGCUCUAGACGCUUUUGUGCAAUACGAAGGGAAAAGAUCCAAAGAGGUUGGACCUGCAAGGUAUGCUAUUCGCUCGGCCAUUGCGAAGGAGGUCGAGGCUGUCAAGAUGCGCAUCAAGUCCUUGGGUGCGAGCGCAGCCGUGGACGCAAUGGGCCAGCCUGUGAGGCACGAAGAGCUCGCUGCCAAAUCGGCCGCGGGCGCAAUCGCGGUCUACAAAAACAGCAGAGAUCCUACGCUGCUCGACUCAGGCGCACUUUCCAGCACCUCCUCCUCCUCCACACUUACAACGACGACGCGCAAAGUCGCCGUGGAUUUCUUUGGUCGCAAAAUAAUUCCCACCGUAGCACCUCCAGCUCGCGUUGCUCCUGAAAAGUUGGCAGAGAUCCGAUCGGAUCAAGCAGCUAUUCGGGAGACGGAAGCGCAGGUGGCCAAGAAGAAGGCUGCGGCUGCUCAACAGGCUGCACCUUUGCCGUCCCUCUUGCUCGAGAGGCGCGCUGCGAGAGCUGCUGCUGAAGGUGCUGCCAAUCCGCAUGUUCGCUUGCCACCUGCAACCGGAGGAGCACCCGACGCUAAGAGACAGCGAUUGCAAGCAGCGUGA
This is a messenger RNA of Ceraceosorus bombacis, 3562 nucleotides long. The record is from the annotation of a GenBank genome assembly. Lineage: Eukaryota; Fungi; Basidiomycota; Exobasidiomycetes; Ceraceosorales; Ceraceosoraceae.